Molecule: messenger RNA, 531 nt
Organism: Triticum turgidum subsp. durum (durum wheat)
Lineage: Eukaryota; Viridiplantae; Streptophyta; Magnoliopsida; Poales; Poaceae
Source: the annotation of a GenBank genome assembly
AUGGCUUCGUCCCACCUGGCAGCAGCCGCCUCCAUGGUCCUCUUCCUUGCCGUGUUCGCUGCCAGCACGAACGCGGCGACGUUCAACAUCAAGAACAACUGCCCCUACACGGUGUGGCCGGCGGCCACCCCGAUCGGCGGCGGUCGGCAGCUCAACACCGGCGAGACGUGGACCCUCGACGUCCCCGCGAACACGCCCUCCGGCAGGGUGUGGGGCCGCACGGGCUGCAACUUCAACGGCAACUCCGGGAGCUGCCAGACUGCCGACUGCGGCGGUGCGCUGUCGUGCACGCUGUCCGGGCAGCCGCCGCUGACCCUGGCCGAGUUCACCAUCGGCAACGGCCAGGACUUUUACGACAUCUCUGUCAUCGACGGCUUCAACGUGCCGUUGUCAUUCUCCUGCAGCAACGGGCCCAACCUGGUGUGCCAGGCCGACAAGUGCCCCGACGCCUACCUCUUCCCGACCGAUGACACCAAGAACCACGCCUGUAACGGCAACAACAACAGCUACCAGGUUACCUUCUGCCCAUGA